Messenger RNA from Nerophis lumbriciformis (worm pipefish), 1405 nucleotides. RefSeq names its product N-lysine methyltransferase SMYD2-A-like. The record is from RefSeq and is a predicted model, not a curated record. Lineage: Eukaryota; Metazoa; Chordata; Actinopteri; Syngnathiformes; Syngnathidae. Gene Ontology annotation, cellular component: nucleus. Gene Ontology annotation, molecular function: protein binding.
AAGAAGGCAGGACGAGCAGGAUGACGACCGCCAUUGACGGGGUCGAGAGGUUUGACAGCCCCGGCAAAGGGCGAGCUCUCCGCGUGACGAGAGCCUUUAAAGUCGGAGAGCUGCUCUUCUCCAGCCCGGCCUACACCUACGUGCUGUCUGCCCGAGAGAAAGGAGGAUACUGUGAGUUCUGCUUCAACAGGAAGGAGAACCUGGCAAGAUGUGGGAAGUGCAAGAAGGCUUACUACUGCAAUGUCAAAUGUCAGAAGGGGGACUGGGCCAUGCACAAGCUGGAGUGCUCUGCCAUGGUUGCUUUCGGGGAGAAAUGGUGCCCGUCAGAGACGUCCCGACUUGUGGCUCGAAUUCUCGCCAGGAAGAAAACACAGAAAGAACGAUGUUCGUCGGAGAAGAUUUUGCCGAUAGAAGAAAUGCAGUCACACGUAGAGGACGUAGACAACGAGAAAAGAGAGGAGAACCAGGCAGACGUGGCCAGGCUGCAUCAGUUCUACUCCAAAAAUCUGGACUUUCCCGACUCCAAAGAGCUGCUCUCGCUCUUCUCCCAGGUGUCCUGUAAUGGCUUCACCAUAGAAGAUGAUGAACUAUUCCACAUGGGCACCGCAGUCUACCCGGACCUGGCGCUAAUAAACCACAGCUGUCUCCCCAGUGUCAUCGUCACUUAUAACGGGACGCGGGCGGAGGUCCGAGCGGUGAAAGACAUGAAGCCCGGAGAUGAAGUCCUGAUCAGCUAUAUAGACCUUCUGUACCCGACUGACGACCGCAACAAGAGGCUGAGGGAGUCCUACUACUUCACCUGCGACUGUCAGGAGUGUAAGAGCAGGUCUAAAGACAAGGUGAAGCUGAAGGUGCGCAAGCAGAUCGAGGCCGAGGCUGUCAGCGCCAUGGUGCGCUAUGCCAGGAAGACCAUUCGGGAGUUCCGGGCCCUCAAAGACGUGAAAACCCCUAGCGAGCUGCUGGAGAUGUGCGAGCAGAGCCUGGACGAGAUGGGGGCCGUGUUCGACGACUCCAACGUCUACAUGCUGCACAUGAUGUACCAGGCCAUGGGCGUGUGCAUCUACAUGUCGGACACAGGGGGCGCUGUGAGAUACGGCGAGAAGCUCCUCAAACCCUUCAGCCAGUUGUAUCCCGCCUACUCUCUCAACGUGUCGUCCGUGUACCUGAAGCUGGCCAGACUCUACGUGGACCUGGACAGGCGCUCCAUGGGCAGGAGUGCACUGAAGAAGGCAAUGGCCAUCAUGGAAGUGGCCCACGGGAGAGAGCACCACUAUGUGCAAGUGCUGCACAAGCACAUGACACAACUGGGAUGAGCGUCUUUCAACACUUCCUCAGGUUUUUAUACUGAAAGAAUGUAAGCCAAUGAAGUAUUAUUUAGGGAUGUUUUUAACAUAACAUACCGUAU